This is a messenger RNA of Myotis davidii, 3072 nucleotides long. It is a transcript of the gene PRIMPOL, whose product is annotated as primase and DNA directed polymerase. Gene Ontology annotation, biological process: DNA replication, synthesis of primer; mitochondrial DNA replication; error-prone translesion synthesis. The transcript is spliced from 15 exons. NCBI's taxonomy places the organism in Eukaryota, Metazoa, Chordata, Mammalia, Chiroptera, Vespertilionidae. The record is from RefSeq and is a predicted model, not a curated record. Gene Ontology annotation, cellular component: mitochondrial matrix; nucleus. Gene Ontology annotation, molecular function: DNA-directed DNA polymerase activity; chromatin binding. The coding region runs from base 1247 to 2932 and encodes 561 amino acids.
GUGACCUGAUGGCCGCGUCGGGCCCCCGGGGCAGAGGGAAGGGGAGCAAGUCGGGCCUGACGCCCGGUCUGAACUCCGGGAGGAAGGGAGCGGGCCCCGACCCGCCCUGGCGUCCUCUGCCCCGCCCCCCACUGGUUUCCCGCCACGUUCGGGUCUAGGCGUUCCAGACCUGGAUGCAAACUCGGAAUUGUUUUCGCUGAAGAGCGUACCAGCGCAUUGGACAACCAAGUUCAGAAUCAAAAUUCAGUGGGUUCGUGACAUUCUGACAAACCAGGGCUCCCGCGGGAAGAACUCGCGGGCCCGGCACUGUUACUGCCCAUUCCGGCCCAAGUCGGGGGCCUGUGUUUUGUGCAUGAAUCUGGGUCAUUACAUACGUGGCUACCACUUGCGGAGUGCUUGUUCUGUGCUCUUACAUUGUCACACAUUUUCUUAUUUUAUUCUUUCAACAACCCCCGGAGGGGCGCCUUCCAGUCCCCGCUCAGGCUUCAGAAAAGAUGAAGUGGUUUGCUUUUUGUUACAGGAGUUCAGCCGGGCCCCAGGAAUAACAGGUAGGCCUUCCUUAAUCUCUCCCAAAUUGAGCGGGGACCAGUGCAGGCAGCCCUUUUCUUGUUGCUGCAGUAAAACGGGAGAACAGGACCCACUCCCACUCCCACUCCCGACCAUGGUUCGCAGAGUGUGGCUCCUAAGGAAGGCGCCGGUAUAUCAGCCCUUUGCUAUGCCCAGACCCUCCCCGGGCUAAGCUUUUCUUACCAAAACGAUGCUCCUGAUCAGACAGCAGCAGCAGUUUUCUGUUUUCCCUAAAUUACACUAAUUUACUUGGUCUUGUGGCUGGAGGCACUGUCUGAUGAGUCAGUGCAGCAAUUUCUUUUUAUAGAAGGUCCCGCAGGUGGCAGAACUUGACCUGAGCCGUGAAGGGAAAGACUGUGGGAAAGGCAAGUGGGCAUGACCGGGAAUACUGUGAGUUUGUGUUGUCUCAGAGUUUUCUGCUAAAAUUCAAGAGACUAUUUAUCAACUUGAUAAGUACAAGUACUAGAAAGACAGUGCCAAAGUAUACACUGAGUUAUCCUCCCAAUGAACAGUUGCGUUGAGAGCAUUGAAGAGAAACAGAAGAAAAGGGAGCUAUGAACUGCACAAUGGAGGCUAGAAACGAACUCUACACUCACCAUAGCACAAGAGUGAUGGCCAAGGUGUAGUUGGUAGCCAUCUUACAUGGGAUAGGACUUGGUCUCCCCACACUUCUGAACCCAUGAAGAGAAGAUGGGAAGCAAAACUGAAGCAAAUUGAAGAGCGAGCAUCCCAUUACGAAAGGAAGCCCUUAUCCUCAGUGUACAGGCCCAGGCUGUCAAAGCCAGAAGAGCCACCAUCUAUUUGGAAACUAUUUCCUCGCCAAACUCAGGCUUUUAAUUUUGUUAAAAGCUGCAAAGAGGAUGUCCAUGUAUUUGCUUUGGAAUGCGAAGUGGGCGAUGGACAACGUAUUUACCUUGUAACAAGCUACAUUCAGCUUUGGUUUCAUUAUAAAUCCCGAAAACAUCUCUUACACUGCUAUGAAGUCAUUCCUGAAAAUGCUGUUUGCAAGCUCUAUUUUGAUCUGGAAUUUAACAAACUUGCCAAUCCUGGAGCUGAUGGAAAAAAGAUGGUUGCAUUACUCAUUGAGCAUGUUUGUAAAGCACUUCAAGAGUUAUACAGAGCUAACUGUUCAGCUGAAGAUGUUUUAAACUUAGAUUCUAGCACUGAUGAGAAAUUUAGCCGCCAUUUAAUAUUUCAACUCCAUGAUGUGGCAUUUAAAGAUAACAUUCAUGUCGGUAAUUUUGUGAGAAAGAUUUUGCAGCCUGCUUUUCAUUUGAUUGCCAGUGGAGAUGAUGAAGAUGAUGGUGGGAUUCCAGGGACAACCGGCCAAGCAUUUUCCCAUUUUUCUGAACCACCAAUUAAACGGGGAAUUCCCUUCCGUGAAAUGUCCACAGAUGAGGAGAUAGGAGAGAGCUGGACGUUGACUACCAAGGCCCCGGAGAGGCUGGGGUCCGCCGAACGGAGCGGCCCUGACCUUUCCUUCUUAGUUGUGAAGGAUCCUGCAGGGAAAAAGCGUCUUUUUGUAGACCUAGGAGUUUAUACAAGAAAUAGGAACUUUCGGCUGUAUAAGUCAUCAAAAAAGGGGAAGCCUGUAGUGUUGGAAGUCGCCGAAGAUAACAGAUUCUCUCUUACACAGUCAAAGAAUACUUCUGAAGAGGAACAGUAUUUCCUCUCUUCUUUGGUCAGCAAUGUCAGAUUCUCAGAUACUUUGCGAGUACUUAGAUGUGAUGCAUCCGAGAAUAAACAAAAACAGGCUGGGCAUUUUAAUAAUACCAGCACUUCAGUAGAAAACAUUGAAGGUUUUCAGGCCACGCCCUACCCUGAAAUUGAUCAAUUUGUUCUUUCUUUGGUGAAUAAAAAUGGCAUUAAAGGAGGGAUUCGGCGUUGGAACUACUUUUUUCCAGAAGAAUUAUUGGUGUAUGACAUUUGUAAAUAUCGCUGGUGUGGAAACAUUGGAAGAGCCCACAAGAGUAAUAAUAUCAUGAUUUUGGUUGAUCUGAAAAAUGAAGUUUGGUAUCAAAAGUGUCAUGACCCCAUAUGUAAAGCGGAAAACUUCAAAUCUGACCGUUUUCCUUUACCUGCUGAAAUAUGCCUCCCGUUUCUUCUCAAAGAGGAAGAAGAGUUUGCAGCACAGGAAACCAUGAACGAUGGGACCCAGAGCCUUCAUGUGCCAUCAUCCAGCGCGUCGUCAGGAGGUGUGUGCUCUGACCCUGACUGGGACAGUGGCCCUGAUGAUACUUAUUUCUUGGAAGCUACCGAGGAUGCUGAAUUAGCAGAAGCUGCAGAGAACAGCCUUCCCAGUUAUAAUGGUGGAGUGGAUGAAAUUCCUGACGAAGUAAUUGUGGAAGUAUUACAGAAUAGCUAAUUAACUGUGCACUUAUAACCAGGUUGUAAUUUGCCUGAAGACAGAUUAAAUUACAGUAUCUUGUUAAAUGUUAAUAUCAGUUUUAUCAUUUUGCAUUCCAAUUCUUGAUUUUUACUGAAGUAAACCAGUUUCAUUGAAAA